AUGGAAACGAGCUCUGGAGAUGAGCAAGCUGCUUUAGAAAGACAUUAUUUAAAAAAGGAACUUCUUUCUCUUUUGGUUGAGGACGAAUUGAAGUUUAUUGGCAAUCCUUCAAAUCUCGUUCAUUUAGGUACACCUUUUGUAAAUAAAGGCGAACCUCCCAUUGCUUUUGAGGAAUCUAAAAUACCUAUUUUAAGAUUUAUUUUUAAGAAAUUCGUACUAACAUUUCCUUUCCUUGACCCGGAAAGCCAAACGCAAUUGUGGAAUGUGAGCUUUCGUAAUUUUUUGAGUGUUAUAUAUGAAAAUAGCAUCUCUGUACUACCCGAUGACCCUGAUGCAACUUACAUGCACAGAAUGGAAUUGAAGUUCCACGGCAUGCUUACGCUUCUAAUGAGCCGCGCUAUUUCUUGUAUUCAUGGUGAAAAAAGCAUUAGCCAUGACCAAAUCGAUACAAUGGGUAUAAAAAACCAAUUGUCGCAAACCAGUAUAGAAAACAAAAAGCAGGACUCCUUAAUAGCUUUAGUUGGUGGUGUUCGCGAAUAUUCCUACUCGACAUAUCUGAGAAAUAAGAAAACUUAUGAAUAUAUUCUCAAAGUACAAAAUGAAGAGUCUCUGAUAUAUGUGGCACGGAGAUAUUCUGAUUUCACUAAACUGCACCAUGCUUUAGUGAAAAAGUAUCCUAGUGCAGCUAUUGCGCGUCUACCAGCUAAAGAUUUGCAUGACACACAUCUUCAAGAUGGGUCCCAAUUCUCAACUUUAGGAACUACUCAAACGUCUACUAGUGUUGGUUCUACUCCGGAAAAUCCUGGUCUGGUUUUGCGCCAAGAAAGAAUGAGGAUUGGAUUAAAUUACUACAUAAACCAUAUUCUUAAACAAGAUGAACUAUUAAAUAGUCCUGAAGUUGAAGCAUUUUUAUAUUCUGAUCCUUUUUCACCCAAUGAAAAUGAACAAAAAGACAUACUCCUUCGCCAAGAGCUGGACCUUAUCCGUACCAAAGAAAGAAUGAAAUUUAUAGAAAUCGCUUCUGAACGUGCAAAAUCGCUAGACAUAUAUAUGGAUGAAUUUAAACGAUCUCUUAUGGAGUCCGGAGGUUUAACCAGUUUAUUUAAAGAGUUGAAAGAAAAGGAGAGAAUAAAAGACUUGUCUCCAACAUUACAGCAAACCUUGGAAUGGGUUCGUGUAAACUUAGCCUCUACCAUAUAUGAUGUCUUUAUUGCCAAAGAGAAGUCCGGCGUCACCUUUUCUCAAAUUAAGCGCAUGCAUUCAAUUUUUCCCUACGGAGUAAUAAAAAAUAUCAUGCGUUUUUCAAACCCACUUUCCGUCAUGAAACGUAUUUUAGACACUCUCUUGGCUCAGCCUUUUGGAAUGAAGUCUCUCUUUCAGCGUCUUUUGAGUGUGAGUCUGAACGAUAAUGUUCGUGCCAUACACAAACUGAUUAGCAAAUAUCAAAGUCAAGUAAACAAUGCAGAAGUACUGCAAAAAAUUCAACAACAGGUUGAGAAUCCUUGUAAAGCAGCUCAAGACGUUUUACGGGAAAAUAACCUGUCUCCCCAGGAUUAUCUGCAAUACAUUCUUGUUUCUGACGAGGUACCUCCUAAACUUUCUGAAGAAUCAAUUCGGCAAGUAAUAAUGGAUGGAAGCGCCUGGAAGGAGGCUAUGGGUUCAGAAGGUUAUCCUGAGGAUAAGACGAUCCAAGAUCGAGCCAGAAGGUUUGGAUUUACCUUGAAGCUAAUGCACUUAUAUGCCAAACAGUUCAACAAAAAGCGAUCCAUCUCUUUAAUUUCUGAGGGCUCCACAGGAGAAAUGAUGAAGACGAUUGUAGUAAUUUUUUAUAAACCUUUAAUGAAGGUGUAUAAAGCAGCUAAUGUUUAUACUUCAGUGGGUGAUUUUGAAGCGUUCAUGGAUGAUAUGCUUCGACUUGUAGAAGAGACACAGGAAAAUCUUGAAGUGAACCCAACUACACUAGUUGAACAUUACAUUGAUUUGGUUAAGAGACACGAAGACGCAUUUUAUGAUUUUGUACACCGUGUAUAUUUACAUGACAGUGGAUUGUUUAGCUCUCUUAUGGAAUGGAUCGAAAGUAUUAUUUCAUUCUUGCAUUAUGGUUCAGCUUAUCCAAUAGACAUGGAUAGCAUUAUUACGGGGCUGAGUCCAGAGGAAAUCGAUUUGUUAUCCCAAGAAUUGAAAGAACUGGUAGAGUGGAAUCACAAAAAGAAAAGUUUCUUAUUCCGGAAGAAUACGGCAAAGUAUGCUUCUGGCGAUGAGUCUACUAUUCCUGCCGUAAAUAUGGAUGAGCUUGGACUGGAUGAGGAGAUUUUAGCCGAGCUACGAGGUGAUGGCGAUGAUGAAGAAGAAUACAAUAAUAGUGAUAUAGAGCAUGACGAGGACAGGAUGAAUGAAAGUUUUGAGUAUGAUCCCGUAAUGGAUGAACGUCAACGCCAAAAACGGAAGGCUAAUCGUUUGAUUGACGGCCUUCCAGCCAAGCCGGAGUUUAGAAUUAUUUCGAAAUUACUUCCAACCUUUCGUGAUCAAAUUUAUCCGAUUCUAGCUCGUUUUGCGAAUGAAAGCCCUACCAAAUGA
Molecule: messenger RNA, 2577 nt
Organism: Schizosaccharomyces octosporus yFS286
Lineage: Eukaryota; Fungi; Ascomycota; Schizosaccharomycetes; Schizosaccharomycetales; Schizosaccharomycetaceae
Exons: 5
Coding region: 1-2577 (858 amino acids)
Molecular function (GO): phosphatidylinositol binding
Source: RefSeq, a predicted model, not a curated record